Molecule: messenger RNA, 747 nt
Organism: Henningerozyma blattae CBS 6284
Lineage: Eukaryota; Fungi; Ascomycota; Saccharomycetes; Saccharomycetales; Saccharomycetaceae
Gene: TPI1
Product: triose-phosphate isomerase TPI1
Exons: 1
Coding region: 1-747 (248 amino acids)
Biological process (GO): gluconeogenesis; glyceraldehyde-3-phosphate biosynthetic process; glycerol catabolic process
Cellular component (GO): cytosol
Molecular function (GO): triose-phosphate isomerase activity
Source: RefSeq, a predicted model, not a curated record
AUGGCUAGAACUUUCUUCAUUGGUGGUAACUUCAAAUUGAACGGUAGCAAGAAAUCUAUUGCUGAAAUCGUUGACAGAUUAAACAAGGCUGCUUUAGAUGUUAACUCUGAAGUUGUCAUCUGUCCACCAGCUGCUUACUUAGACUCUACUGUCCAAGCUGUUACCAGCAAACAAGUUUCCGUCGGUGCUCAAAACGUUUACGUUAAGGCUUCUGGUGCUUACACUGGUGAAAACUCUGUUGACCAAAUCAAGGACUUAGGUGCUAAGUGGACUAUCUUAGGUCACUCUGAAAGAAGAGAAUACUUCAAGGAAACCGAUCAAUUCGUUGCUGAAAAGACCAAGUUCGCUUUAGACAACGGUGUCUCUGUUAUCUUAUGUAUUGGUGAAUCCUUAGAAGAAAAGAAGGCUGGUCAAACUUUGGCUGUCGUUGAAAAGCAAUUGACUGCUGUCAUUGCUGAAGUCAAGGACUGGACCAACGUUGUCAUUGCUUACGAACCAAUCUGGGCUAUUGGUACUGGUUUAGCUGCUACUGCUGAAGAUGCUGAAGAAAUCCACGCUUCCAUCAGAAAGUUCUUAGCUUCCAAAUUAGGUGACAAGGUUGCUGAAGAAAUCAGAAUCUUAUACGGUGGUUCCGCUAACGGUGCUAACGUUGCCUCUUUCAAAGACAAGAAGAACGUCGAUGGUUUCUUAGUCGGUGGUGCUUCUUUGAAGCCAGAAUUCGUUGACAUCAUCAACUCCAGAAAAUAA